Molecule: messenger RNA, 957 nt
Organism: Zea mays
Lineage: Eukaryota; Viridiplantae; Streptophyta; Magnoliopsida; Poales; Poaceae
Source: RefSeq
CUUUGUCACGAGCCACUGCAUCCAGGAGGAGGAGGCGGCGGCGGCGUUACCUGCCCUGCUCCGGUCGACUGGCUCCCGGGAGUUCGGAGCCGAGAUCUCGCCAGGCCCCGGUCGGCGGCGGCGUUGUGGGAAACAGGAUGGGGGAUCUGCCCGCGCUGCGCCUGUGGCUCUGCUUGCUGGCGGUACGUGGCCGUGGGCAACGAGCCGUUCCUUGCGGCCUACAACGGCACGUUCGACAAGGUGACGUUCCCGGCGCUGCAGAACAUCCAGAACGCGCCGACAUCGCCGACCUGAUGACGCAGAUGGUGCAGUUCCUGAGCAACAACAGCGCGCCCUUCACGGUGAACAUCUACCCGUUCAUCAGCCUGUUCCUGAACGACGACUUCCCCGUGGACUUCGCCUUCUUCGACGGCGGCGCCGCGCCGCUGGUGGACCCGGGCAGCGGCGUGUCGUACACCAACGUGUUCGACGCCAACUUCGACACCCUGGUGGCGGCGCUCAAGUCGGUGGGGCACGGCGACAUGCCCGUCGUGGUGGGCGAGGUCGGCUGGCCCACCGACGGCGACAAGCACGCCACCAACGCGUACGCGCAGCGGUUCUACAACGGCCUGCUGAGGCGGCUGGCGGCGAACGCUCGGCGUGGGCGUGCUCGCCUUCGCCUUGGCCCAGCUGGUGCUGCUCCUUCUGCAUUGAUUAGGGAUAGGCUGGCGCGUUUUUUGCUGUUACUCAUGUUUGGCUGGCAUUUGGAUUAUUUGGAUAGGACUGGUACACUACUGCAGUUUGAGGUUGCUGCCUGCCUGGCGCCAUUCGAUUAGUUUGUUGGGUUUUUUUUUCUUUGGGGGCUGAAAUAAUUGGAGUGGUAGAAAGUGUUGUACUGGAGAUACUGUACAUGUAUACUGCUUCAGGUUCAGGAUUAUAAACAACAGCAGAUGACUGAAGACUUCAGUUCAUCGUUCA